AUGGCGCAGUCGGGGUACUCAAACCCGCUCAAGAAGUUCAAGCUCGUAUUCCUGGGCGAACAAAGUGUGGGAAAGACGUCUCUCAUCACCCGCUUCAUGUACGACUCGUUCGACAACACCUACCAAGCGACAAUCGGCAUCGACUUUCUGAGCAAGACCAUGUACCUGGAGGAUCGAACCGUCCGCCUGCAGCUCUGGGACACCGCCGGCCAAGAGCGAUUCCGCUCGCUGAUCCCCUCGUACAUCCGCGAUUCUAGUGUGGCCGUGGUGGUAUACGACAUCACGAACAAGAAGACAUUCGAGAAUACAAGGAAGUGGGUCGACGAUGUUAGAGGCGAGCGCGGCAACGACGUUAUCAUCGUGCUGGUCGGCAACAAGACCGACUUGAACGAUAAGCGCGAGGUCACUACGGCCCAGGGUGAAGAGGAAGCCAAGAAGAACAACUUGAUGUUUAUCGAGACGAGCGCCAAAGUCGGACACAAUGUAAAGGCACUGUUUAAGAGAAUCGCGCAAGCGUUACCGGGUAUGGAGGGCGAAGGUCAACAAGGGCAGAGUCAGAUGAUCGACGUGAACAUCAACCCCUCGCAGCCACCAGCAGACUCGUCGUGCGCGUGUUAG
Messenger RNA from Alternaria arborescens, 618 nucleotides. RefSeq names its product Ras-related protein. Gene Ontology annotation, molecular function: GTP binding; GTPase activity. Bases 1 to 618 code for a protein of 205 amino acids. Lineage: Eukaryota; Fungi; Ascomycota; Dothideomycetes; Pleosporales; Pleosporaceae. The record is from RefSeq and is a predicted model, not a curated record. The transcript is spliced from 5 exons.